AAAUUGUUAAUAAUUUGCAGGAAAAAUGACAAAGACAUGGACUAUUCUGAUUUUCACUGAUGAAGAUUGUGUUGAAGUAGUUCCAUCAAGUUGGAUACUAAAUGACAAAUGUUAUUGGCCGACGCUUACACCUGACAAGUUGAAAGCUGCAGUAAAAAAUCACGAUGCACUUGAUACUUCUUGGCCUUCAUAUCCUAUUCGGCUUAUACGAAAUGGAAUUUUUUAUGAUUAUUCAACAGCAGAAAAAAAGUGUAAACGGACGGAAUAUUCGUCCGAUGUAAAUUCUGACAGAUUUAAACAGAAUGAAACAGAAUCUGACAGAAAUAAAAGGGAAAUAAUAAAAAAAACGUUUGGCUCUUCAUUUGAUAAGGAUAAUCUAUCAUCAUCAGACGAUAAUAAUAAAUUGCCGACUAAAUUGCCGACUCCUCCAAAUUUAACGAAUGACACCAGUACUUUUAUAAGUAAAAGAAAGCCGAAACAAAAGAGUCAAGCUACUAAUAACGAUAGAAUUCGAAAUGAGAAAUUUGAAAGGAAUUUAUCGAUUG
This is a messenger RNA of Temnothorax curvispinosus, 545 nucleotides long. RefSeq lists its product as uncharacterized. NCBI's taxonomy places the organism in Eukaryota, Metazoa, Arthropoda, Insecta, Hymenoptera, Formicidae. The annotation marks the transcript as partial. The transcript is spliced from 3 exons. The record is from RefSeq and is a predicted model, not a curated record.